CUGAUACAAAGCAGCGUCUGUUGUGUUGUCGGGCUCCGCGGUUCCUUCUGCGCAUGCCCGAACGGAGAGGAAGGAAACGGCUGCAUCCGGGUGUCCGUGUCACGUGACGUUUGUUUACUUCCGGCCGCCGCUCGGCUGCACGUGGACGAAAAGCCCCAUGAAAGCCUUCAGCCCACAGGAGGCCCAGAAGGUCCUCCAGCACCUGCAGACCCCGGCGGUCUUCACCAACAUGGCCGCCGGCUGGCCGUCUCUCCUCUGGACCGCCGAGCACCUGUCAGACCGCCUGGAGGGCAAAAUGAUCCAGUUCAGACUGGGGAGGAGAGAGGAGACCAACGCGCCGCUGUUUGAGACCCAGUGCUCCUUCGUGGCGGCCCGGCUGGAGGACUUCCUGAGCUGGACCGGGGGCCGGACCGGGCCGGGGGCGGGCCCCGGCCAGUACCCCCCCUCUCAGUACUGGGCCUACGCGGACUACAAGCACCUGGCCCUGCUGCUGCAGGAGCUACCCUCCAUGUUCCAGGAAGUCCGGUGGUCCGACUUCGGCUUCGAGGGCCGCAGCGGGAGGGAGAGCACGGCGUGGAUCGGCUCGGCCGGCGCCAACACGCCGUGCCACCUGGACGCCUACGGCUGCAACCUGGUGCUGCAGGUGCAGGGACGGAAGCGUUGGCACCUCUUCCCCGAGGACACAUGGAGGCUCUACGACCGGAUCCCCUACGAGGAGUCCAGCAUCUUCAGCCGGGUCCAUGUGGUCCAGCCAGACCUGAAGAGGUUCCCUUUGUUCACCGGGUCCAGAGCCCACGUCACCCUGCAGCCCGGACAGGUGCUGUUCGUGCGUCACUGGUGGCACUGGGUGGAGUCCCUGGACUCCGUGACCUCCAUCAACUCGUGGAUCGAACUGGUGAGAAGUGGAGCGACGUCGGCGAGGCGGCGCCGUGAUCAAGGCCGUGCGUCUUCGCCUGAAAGCCGACGCCGACCGGACGACUGGCUGAACCCCACCGAGGCCGGCGUGGCGUCCCACCAGGACAACAUGCAGAGUGUGAACCUGGCCCUGGGAGCCUGUGCUCGGGGACGCAGCACCCUGACCCGGCCCCUCCCAGCCAAGCGGGACUCUGGGGACAAAUCAGGGAAAGGCGGGGACUCCGGGCCCUUCAGGGUUCCCUUUGGACCGCAUCUGGUCCCGGUGCGGCCUGCCUCGACGGAAACCACAACGGCUCGAAGGUCAACUCACCUGAAGAAGAAGAAGAAGAAGAAGAAGACGGUGUACCUCGGCAUCGACCUCCCGGACGCGCCCGUAACCACGGACGAGCUGCUGGACUGCCUGCUGCACCGGACGUCAUCGCCCGCGACGGAGCUCCUCCUGGGCGCGGACAGGAAGUCAGGACACGGAACGUCUGGAAGUCGUUACAGUCAGGUGCUCUUCCUGUCCAGCUGGACCUCGUCUUUAUUCUUCUUCUCGUCCUCCUCGUCCUCCUCGUCUUCCUCCCACCGAGUCCUGCCGGUACUUCCUGUCCGGCUGGUGGAGGUCGCGUAG
Pseudoliparis swirei is the source of this 1528-nucleotide messenger RNA. RefSeq names its product hspb associated protein 1 (gene hspbap1). Lineage: Eukaryota; Metazoa; Chordata; Actinopteri; Perciformes; Liparidae. Gene Ontology annotation, molecular function: 2-oxoglutarate-dependent dioxygenase activity. The record is from RefSeq and is a predicted model, not a curated record.